This is a messenger RNA of Mya arenaria, 452 nucleotides long. RefSeq lists its product as uncharacterized. The record is from RefSeq and is a predicted model, not a curated record. The transcript is spliced from 3 exons. NCBI's taxonomy places the organism in Eukaryota, Metazoa, Mollusca, Bivalvia, Myida, Myidae. The coding region runs from base 7 to 393 and encodes 128 amino acids.
CCGAGGAUGGUGCGGUUACAAAUAUCGGUAGUGUUUAUGAUCAUGUUCUUUAUUCUGGAAUUCCGUGGUCUUUCUGGUAUUCCGUAUGAGCGGGGAGAAGCAUUGGCAAUGCAGAUAGCAGAUGAGCUGGCCGACUUACUGGAAUACAGUAAAGCCACCGAGGCGGCGGACGCGGAAAACCUGGUACGCAUAACAAAAUGGAAUCGGAAACGACUGUUACAGGAGAGGUUGCGCUUUGGUGAGGUCCUGGACGCCGUAUCUGCCGACCAAAGUGACAUCCGAAAGGUGGUUCGAGAUCGGCAGCAACUGACGGUUAAACACAGACCAAAAAGGGCCUGUACAAUCCCAGGUUGGUGUGGUUCAAGCGGCAAGAGAACCGGCAACGGCAAAUGAUGGCCGGGAUGAUAGGAUGUGCUCCCGGAAUCUGUUUUAUGAGAUGUAUUUCUAUGCUG